GAUUCUGGUGGGGUGAAGAACACAUUGUGUGGAUACCAGACACUUGAUAAAGAGAGACUGGACGUGGCUCACAUCAUCCAUGUGCGAGGGUGUAUACACGCUGUGGGACUUUGGCUAAAUGACAACUUCUGGGUAACGUUUGCCCUAGCCAUUGCUCUGCUGGCGCCUCAGAUUCUGGGUAUUGUUUUGUCCUAUAUGUUUUGGAUAAAACUCAAGGACAUUUGUAAUACAUUUGAUGAGGUGGAUUUCAGAUCCCUGAAAUUAAAAGACUUUACCUUCAAGGAAUUGGACCUGAGUGGAGCUGGCUGCUGUCUCUGCAUACCAAGGGAGGAGGGCUACAUUCCCGUCAAUGCAGACAGCGAUGAUGAAAGACUAACUUAGCACUUGAAGCAGCGGACGAUCUGUAUCGGAAGCCCACAAGGGAAGCUGUAAGGCAACAUCUACUCGACAAUGGCAUUUAACAUACCAUGGGCUACCACAGCAUAUUGCAAUGCAUUACGCUCUACAUAAAGGCAAAGCUAAUGUUAGGAAGAAUACAUCAGAUUCCUAGUGCAAUAAAGAAAAUGGCAGCGUGGUGUUCUCAUACAUCCAACAACUGUUUACAAUGUUUAC
Molecule: messenger RNA, 612 nt
Organism: Nanorana parkeri
Lineage: Eukaryota; Metazoa; Chordata; Amphibia; Anura; Dicroglossidae
Product: tetraspanin-15-like
Exons: 3
Source: RefSeq, a predicted model, not a curated record